Phlebotomus papatasi is the source of this 1825-nucleotide messenger RNA. RefSeq lists its product as uncharacterized. Gene Ontology annotation, molecular function: iron ion binding; heme binding; fatty acid 2-hydroxylase activity. Gene Ontology annotation, cellular component: endoplasmic reticulum; membrane. Bases 687 to 1772 code for a protein of 361 amino acids. The transcript is spliced from 5 exons. The record is from RefSeq and is a predicted model, not a curated record. Gene Ontology annotation, biological process: lipid biosynthetic process; fatty acid metabolic process. NCBI's taxonomy places the organism in Eukaryota, Metazoa, Arthropoda, Insecta, Diptera, Psychodidae.
AAUUUUAGGACUUUUGUGGACCUGUUCAGCGAAGAUUUGGCUGAGGUACAUUUUUCAGGGAUAGUGAAAUCUAUUUUGUUGUUUUCUCACCUGCCUCUAACACCUCUUAAAAAUAUUUAAAAUUUGAGUUUAAUGCCUCUUUCGGUCUCUUUCUGUCUGGUUUGUUUUAUUUUCCGAGCGGGAAAUACAUAAAAAGAGUUUCCCAUUGGUCACACUUAUUUAUCGCACAAUGUUAACUAAAAGUGUGCUCAAACACCGCUCCAUCAGUCACAUUUGAGCCGUUGAACGAUAAACCGCGAAUUUUUUUUUUGGAGGAUUUUCCAGUCAGAAAAAUUUCUGGAAAUCUGCGGUUAUGGGAAAUAGUUUCCCUCCAAAAAAUUUGAUGAAGAAUUUUGAGCAAGCCAGAUGACAAAACGAGAAAAUUAACGUUUUUACAGUUGGAAAUUUUUGAAAGGAAUUUGAUCAAUUCUCCACGAUAAAUUCAUAACUUGGCCAAAUAUAAGGUGUACGUGGGUGAGAUUUUAAUUGUGACAAACGUAGAAGGAAGUUCAAUGAGAUGGACAAAACAGUGAAGUGAAUACCUUGAUGUCUAAAUCGUUAUUUCCCAGUUAAAUUUCACUUUUUCCUCCAUCACUGAUUGUGUUCAAGUUCAUCAGGUCAGACUGACUAAUUCUUUACCAAAAAACAUGAUCCCAAAAGACUCCAUCGAAAGCAAAAGUGCAGCAAUGACCGAAGGUCCGUUGAUCGUUAAAUAUCGCAAUGAAUUGUACGAUAUCACAGAAUUUCUCCAUAAACAUCCCGGAGGAAUUGGUCAAUUGGGCGAUUUGGGCAAAAAUACCGAUAUCACUCAGCGUUUCACCCAAAUGCCCCCACAUUCAGCGGCCGCCAAAUACCUCAUGAAGGAAUAUCGUGUGCCUAAUGCACCAAAAACGGAACAAAACGGCAAGGUGCCCAAUGGUACUCACCUCAAUGGACACAAUUAUCAGCAUCGCGGCAAAGAGGCCAACAACAAUGGUGAUCUUCAUACCGCAUUAGACGACAGCAUGGAGUAUUUGGUGGAUUGGUCAAAGGCCAUGCUUCCUCAAAUUGGAAAACUCGGAAGUGAUUAUAUGGAAUGGGUCAAUAAACCAGUCGAUAGACCCUUGAGACUCUUUGGGCCAUGGUACCUGGAGAUGUGCACAAAGACUCCAUGGUACAUCGUGCCCAUCUUCUGGAUCCCUGUUAUCAUCUAUCUAGUCAUUAGAGGUAGUGAGAAUGUUGCAGCAAUUGCAAAUGAGCCUCAGCCAAUUCAAAUUCUUCUGUGCUUUGCAUUGGGAGUUGUUAUAUGGACUCUUGUGGAGUAUUCCCUGCACAGAUGGGUCUUUCAUGCAGACACGAAGGAUGUCAGCAGGACUUUUGCCACCUUUCACUUCCUCAUUCAUGGACUCCAUCACAAAGUGCCAUUUGAUCCGUAUCGCUUAGUAUUCCCGCCAAUUCCCGCCAUGAUCAUUGCAUCGAUCCUUUAUCCUCCGAUCCUUCUGCUUUUCCAAACAUACUCCCUGGUUGCUCUUGCUGGAGGACUUACAGGUUAUGUUGUCUACGACAUGAUACAUUUUUACCUCCACUAUGGAAGCCCAUCGGGCGGUCAUUUGUAUUUCAUGAAACGCUAUCACUAUCAGCAUCAUUUCGUCCAUCAUGAUAAGGGUUUUGGAAUAAGUUCAUCGGUUUGGGAUGAUAUUUUUGGCACAAAAAUCCUCCUCAGGAGUCUCCAGUACAUCCUUCGUUGGAGAUAGAACAAAAUACUUUCGACUGGAUUUUUUACAUAAAUAAAAUUUUAUUACCAUAA